ACCGCGACCACUGGAAAGAAGCAUGUUAGCGAUGUAAACGGGAUAAACAAAGGAAAUAAUAACAAUAAGGGAAACGUUUGAUAAAGAUGAUGGAAUCGUGUUUAAAUCACAAGCCUGACCGUGUCGGCUCUAUAACGGUUGAAGACAUCAGAAAAGAUCUUUUCUCCGAGUUCUCCAAAUUAUCAAGGGACUCAGUGUCUCUAGAAAAAGAGCAUUUGCAGGUCUAUCUCCGAGUACGUCCGUUCACCUCAACAGAGAAAGCAGAAGGAGAAUCACAGGAUUGUAUCUCCAUUGAGCCUCCAGAUACCGUGAUUCUAAAGGCACCUAAAGCAUCUCUGACUGCAAGACACAGUGAGAGAUUCGGCCCACAGCUGGCACAAAGAUUUCAGUUCUCACAGGUGUACGGUCCCGGAACAACUCAGAAAGAGAUUUUUGAUGGAACAACCAAAAGUCUUGUUAAAGAAGUUUUGGAUGGAGGGAAUUCCUUGAUUUUUACAUAUGGAGUUACCAAUGCUGGGAAGACAUUUACUUUUCUUGGCCCUGAAUCAGAUGGUGGAAUUUUGCCCCGGUCAUUAAACGUGAUCUUUAACAGCAUAGAAGGCAGAAUUUAUUUGCAAAACAACAUCAAACCUCACCGCUGUGUUGACUUCACAAGACUCACUAAAGAGCAGCAAGAUGAGGAAGCUACAAAUAAGAGAAACCUUCUGCGGCGAUUUAAAGAUAACGACUCCCAGAAAACUCUGUCCAGCAUAUCUAGCUCAAGUUGUUCAUCGUUUGACAGCUCCACAUCUAGUGACAUGAAUGGAGACAGUGUCUGUUUGGAUGAGAGCUCUCAUGUUAAAUUCUCAGUGUGGGUCUCAUUUUGUGAAAUCUACAAUGAAAGCAUCCAUGAUCUGCUUGAUUUUGUUCCAAAUGGCUCUCACAGAAGGAAUGCGUUGCGGUUAGCCCAAGAUGUUAAAAGCAAUUCUUUUGUUAAAGAUCUAAAAUGGGUUCAGGUUAACAGUGCAGAUGAAGCAUUAAAAGUUGUGAAAAUUGGUAGGAAAAAUCAAAGUUUCUCAUCCACCAAACUUAACAACAUCUCAAGCAGAAGCCACAGUAUAUUUUCCAUUCGGAUGCUAAGGAUUGAAGAUGUGGGUGUUCCUCGAGUCCAGACAAUGAGCGAGUUGUCAUUAUGUGAUUUGGCUGGAUCUGAGAGAUGCGCAAGGACUCAGAAUCGAGGAGAACGCUUAAAAGAGGCUGGGAAUAUCAACACAUCCCUGUUAACUCUGGGAAAAUGCAUCAAUGCCCUGAGGCUUAACCAAACUCAGUCCAAGUUUCAUCAGCACAUCCCCUUCAGAGAGAGCAAGCUCACACAUUAUUUUCAGGGAUAUUUCUGUGGCCGUGGAAAAGCUUGCAUGAUCAUUAACAUAAACCAGUGUGCUUCAGUGUAUGAUGAAACUCUGAACGUCCUCAAGUUUUCAGCAGUGGCUCAGAAGGUAGUGGUCUUAAACCCUAAACCAGCUCCAAGCAUUGCACUCAAAAGAUCUGCCAGAGAUGUGUCCAUGAUAAUUAACAAUGCUGACAAGAAGGAUUGGACCAGGAGAAGCUCGAUUAUGGGCUGGGAGAUGAGCCUAGAGGACGUGCAGGAAGAUGAAAACGAUGAAGACAUGGAUGAGGAAGAAAUGGAGAGUGACGAUGAGAGCAUGGUUGACAGAACUGUGCUAGAGACUAUGGAAAAUCAAGAUCUGCCUGAGCUUCAGGUAAAAAUUGAUGAGCUCCAGGAGAAGCUGAUCAAGGAAGAGUCUGAAAAAUUUACUUUGGAAGCUCGUAUUCGUGAAGAAGUAACCACAGAGUUUAUGGAGCUGUUUUCUAACAUGGAAAAAGACUACAGUGAACGUCUCCAAAGAGAGAAAGAAAUUGUUGAAGAACGAGCAGAAAGGAGGCUGGAGAUCCUGAAGAAUCUGGUCAACAGGACAAUUGAGGAAAUGGCUACAGAUGAAAAUGCAGCAAAGGAAGCCAAGAUGGAGCUUUUAGACACCAUGAUCGAGGCAAUGCGAAGCGAUCUAACUAAGAUAAAGGGAGAUGCAGAGUCUGUGCAGCUGUGUCUGGCCAAUGUCCCUGAAUCACCUGGAAAAGUCAGUCAUCUGAGGACAGAAUUGGAGGAGAUAAAAGUGGAACUUCUGAAAAGUCAACAACAACUCAGUCUUAAAGCUAAAGAGUUUGAAGAAAGAUGUAUUCAGACACAGGAUUUAAAUGACCAACUUAUCCAGGCAAAUAGGAAUUAUGAAAACCAGAAAGUGAGAUGUCAGGAACUCAUGUCAAUCUGCCAGGAGAAAGAUGACAUGGUAUCUAAAUUACAAACUGCUUUGGAACAAAAUUAUGAGGCAGCUAGUAAAGAUAGGGCCCUAAUUGACAACAUCAGAGAAGAAAUCCUACAUUUCAGAAACAACUGUAAGUGUAAGCUGAACGAGGACCAUGAGGAAAUGAUAAGUCAGAAAAAUCAACAGCUUCAGCAAGAACUGAAAAUGAAAGAUGAGCAGCUGAAUCAACUUAAACUUGAGCACAGUUCACUCGAGAAAGCGAUGCGUGAUAUCUCUGAUAGAAUGGCAGAGCUAACUGAAGCACAUGAAGCUACUGUAGCAAUGGAGAGAGCAGAGGUCAACAAAGUCACAAAUGAGAACAAGGCUCUUACCAAUGAGUUGGAUGAACUUCAACAGAAAGCCAAUGUGAUGAGCUCAAAGGUCGAAAUGAUCCAGACAGAAUUGGGCACUCAGUCAAAGAAGGCCAAUGAGCUUUUAGAGGAACUCCAUGCGGCCAAAGCUCUGAUCAGGGAACAUCAAGAAGAGUCUUGCAGUCACUCCAAAACUACUGAAUCAUUAAUGAUAGAGACAGCUCAUCUGCGUCUAGAACUCAGUACAUGCCAGCUUUCAAGCGAUAGAAAGGAAGCUGAAUGUGAAAGAAUGGUCGAGUUAUCUCAGGAGAAAAGCAGACAGAUCAGUGACCUGGAGCAGGAACUCAAGCAAACCAGACAAAGCAUGUGCCAACUGGAGGAACACUGUAGUCGGCUUAAAAGUGAGCGUGAUGCCAAGGCUCAAGAGUACCAGAGCCUUCUGAACCGUUAUGAAGUGCAACAUUUAGUUGUGACUCAAAUAAGGAGCAACACUGAUCUUCUAGAGGAGCUGACUGCUCUAAAACAUCAGCACGAGAGAAUGGAGGAACAUGAUGAUUGCUGGAAAACUGUGCAGGACAACCUCAUACAAACAGUGAGCAAAUUAAACCAGCACGAGGAGGUUCUGAGCGUUGUACAAACAAUUAUAGCAAAUGAGAUUUCUAAGGCACGAGAUGAGGCAAAGAUGAGAAUAGCUGCAAUGGAGAAGGAUCUAUUUCACAAAAACAUGGAGCUAGAGACAAAAGCUCAAGAGCUAGUGAAAGUGAGAGAACUUGUGAACGAUGGCCACAAUCAAAUUGAGCGCAUGCGUUGUGAUUUGCAGCAGGUGGAGCGGGAGCGAUCUGAUGUCAGAGAUCAGUUAUGUAAGGCCAACAUGCAGAAAGAACAGUUAGAGAAACAGAUUUUAAUCUUGAGUGAAGAAAACAAAAUGUUUCAGCAGAGGCUAUGUGAGGCGGAGAAGAUGAAGGAUCAGGCGAGACCCCGUUUGAGCUGUAUAGAGCAAACUAUUGAUCCACUGCAGAUUGAGCAGUCUAACCAUGUAAUAAAAAAGGAAAAUAUACAGCUUUUCCAAAUACCCUGUCAAGAGCGCAAGUUGAUUGAAGAGACAGAGUUUAAACGGACAGAUGGGGAGGAGUUGCUGAAGCCCAGACUGACUGAGAUUGAAUUCAUAACUGAAGAUCUUGCAAAGUUGCAGGAAAAAAAUCGGAACCCAAGAGUUGGUGUGUCUGAUCAUUCUCAGCAAGAAGAUAGGAGGGCCCAGAGACCUGAGGAAAACACCAGGCAGCCGCUGGUUGAGAAGCAAGACACCAUAAAGCAAAAGGAUUCAGUUGUUUCUCCUAACUCUGAUAUCCAGGAAGCUGACAGUCUCAAACAGACCUCAAACAUGAAAACAAAGAAUGAAGGCGACUCUAUUAGUCCAACACAAGAGCAGGUAGCAGAACAGGACUCCUCUGUACUUUCCACAAAGAGUCUCAGAGAAGAGCGUUUCCCCAAACCUGAGCUAGAAAUCAGCUUCACGCCACUAAAACCUGACCGAAUGAAGGUCAGGAAACCGGGCGAAGAAGGGUCCGUCACGAUCAAACUCCGACGUACAGCCAGAAAGAGAAAGAGUACCGAGAUAGAGAACUCAGUGGACUCAGAAAACUGUAAAAACCGGCGACUGAAGGUGAACAACAGGGUUAACAUGCAAUCUGUUGAGGUGGCUAUUUUUUCCCAGAAAAAAGCGAGGCAAUUAAAGCAGAAAGACUCUCCCGCUAGCCUGAAAGGUAAAAAAGAUGGACCCUUGCAGAAGAUUGGCGACUUUAUUCAGAGCUCCCCAACCCUCUUUGGGAGCCAAAGGUCAAAGAUCAUAAGCAUGGUGAAUGUUAAAUCCCCCGAACCACUAAAUGCAUCUGAAAACAACAACAAACCUAAAGAUCCAAACGCAAGCUCUUCAAGGACUCGCGUUUCAUCUCCUAUGGACAUACCCUCUUAUACUAUCAUUGGAGGCAGUGAUGAUGAUAAAGAGAGCGAUCAUCUCAUCAUCAAGAGAAAACUCAGAACAAGAACUGCCAAGAGAUGAUACAAACAUUAUUUGAUGGCCAAGUUUAAUUUAAGUGUUUUACUUUCUCCAAAUUUUAAAUUGCUUGACAUAGUUUGUAGGAUGUUGUUAAACAGUUUAAAACCAUUUUAAUCUGGAUGUGUUUGUAAAUAUUUAAACGUGUAUCUCCUGAGUGUUUAAAAUAAUUUUUUAAAAAUUCAGCUGUUAAUUGCCUGUGGUUAUUUUUUUAAAACAGGGACUUAUUUACAUGAAUUACACUAAAUAAGUAUAAAAGCAGAUACCGUUUGGAAUGCAUUUCUUAUUCUUAAGAGAUUCAAGUGAAAAGCAUGAAACCCCACAAACAGUAUUUUUGGAGGAAAAAGAAACUAUUCAAAUGCCAUAAAAUACCAAUGUGCUCAGUGUAAAAACAAUAAUAUUACUUUUUUCGGUAACACUUUAUAAUAACUACACACUUUGAAUCUUUUAUUAAGCAUUAGCAUCUAGUGAAUUCAUUAUCUGUUAAGCAUUAUCUCUACGCUAAUAAACGUUAGUAAGCAGUUUAUUACUGCAGCUACAAAUGCUGUAUUAUUGACUUAUAAGCACAUUUGUAAUAUGUAUUAAUAAUUGUACUUUCAUAAUUUGUGACUGGUUGAUUGUUCAUUACUAAAUUAAGUAUUAUGUUAUUUACAAACCAUUUUUAUUUAAGAGUA
Messenger RNA from Danio aesculapii, 5377 nucleotides. RefSeq names its product kinesin family member 20Bb (gene kif20bb). Gene Ontology annotation, biological process: mitotic spindle assembly; microtubule-based movement. Lineage: Eukaryota; Metazoa; Chordata; Actinopteri; Cypriniformes; Danionidae. Gene Ontology annotation, molecular function: ATP binding; microtubule binding; plus-end-directed microtubule motor activity. Gene Ontology annotation, cellular component: nucleus; spindle microtubule. The record is from RefSeq and is a predicted model, not a curated record.